AUGCCUACGAGCAAUGAUGUUCUAUCCACUCUCCCCGGCCUAGCCAACGUAGAGCUGGGUGCGACCCAAAGGGAAGGCACAACCACUCCUGCCGCUGCGAUGACAGGCUAUCCCACAGUCGCACCGGACCACGUGCCAGGCAUCACCCAAUCCGGUAUCGUCCUAAUCCUCAACUUGCUCCUCAACAUGACAUUCUUCAUCAUCGUGCCCACCUCUGCAGCCUACGCCAACGAACUGGGCGCCUCCACCUGGUUCUCUGGUCUCACGAUCGGUAUCUCGACUUUGAUCGCUGGAUGCUUCCUCGUCCCCUUUUCCACUCGCUACAGCCGGGUCUACCGUUUUCCAUUCCUGUUCAGCUCGGUGUGCAUCUUUACAGGAGAGAUCGUCUAUGCGCUUGCAGGUCUAGCUGAUACUGCGUGGUUGAUGUUUUUAGGUCGAAUCAUCUUGGGUGCGGGCUUCGUAAGCUGGAUGUACGUCAAGAAGUAUAUGACGGAUGCAGCGGUGGUGGGCGCACAGAAAAGGACGAUGAUGAGUGCUUGUCUAGUGACGACACAGGUAGGGGGGAUGGCAGUGGGGCCUUGGAUUGGAGGCGUUUUGAGUAAGAAGGUGAGACCGAUGACGGAUGAGAACAGGCUUUGGAAUGGAUUUACUGCAAGUGGCUGGUUGAUGGCGGCUGUGUUUGCUGUCUUCUUUGCUGUGACGUUGCUGUAUUUCAAGGAUCCAGAGACGCUUUCACCGUCGCCGGUUCAGGUGGAACUUGCUCCACUUUCAUUGACAAUACCCAACGCAGCAGCUAAGAAGGCGAACAAGGCGGGCAACGGCGAACCAACGUUGGGCUCAAUGAUACGAGAGUUGAACGCAACUCAAAAGUUCUCGGUGGUGACCAUGUGUUGGUUUAGCAUGGUCAACUUCCUCGUUCUCGGUGCCUGGGAGGCCAACAUUCCCGUCUUUGGUCAUUUACGUUUCGGUUGGAGCGAGUACAAUGCUGGCAACGUGAUCGCGUUGGGUGGAUUAGCUACGAUGCCUAUUCUGUUCGCGCUGGUGUUCGCGGCAAAACAUGUGCAAGAUCGACUGAUCCUCGCCGUUGGUCUCCUCUUUGGUUUGCUGGGACUAUCUCUGCACAUGGGUUCACUCGAAAGCCCGACGAAAUCAGCAGUGAGCAGACUUGGCAUGCUUACUUGGCUCAACUUUGGCUCUUUCUUCACGAGCUGGUUCCUCGUCGCACUGGGCUACAACAUGCUGACGACCGUGACACUAUCACUGCUCUCCAAGCAGAUCCCGGCCAAGUAUAACGGUCUCACAUCGACGGUGAUUCAGUUGAGCAACUACUCGGGCCGUAUUGGUGGUGCGUUGUGGGGCUCAACAAUCUAUCAGAUCGGGCAGUUUAGCAUUGUAUCGUUCGAGUUGGCUGUAACGCUGAUCGGGGCUUUUAUGAUCGGGUUCAUGUGGCGUAAGAUGGAUGUUCAGCGUGGCUAA
This is a messenger RNA of Ustilago hordei, 1476 nucleotides long. RefSeq lists its product as uncharacterized. NCBI's taxonomy places the organism in Eukaryota, Fungi, Basidiomycota, Ustilaginomycetes, Ustilaginales, Ustilaginaceae. The coding region runs from base 1 to 1476 and encodes 491 amino acids. The transcript has a single exon. Gene Ontology annotation, cellular component: membrane. The record is from RefSeq and is a predicted model, not a curated record. Gene Ontology annotation, biological process: transmembrane transport. Gene Ontology annotation, molecular function: transmembrane transporter activity.